This is a messenger RNA of Aspergillus tubingensis, 639 nucleotides long. RefSeq names its product diacylglycerol acyltransferase family protein. NCBI's taxonomy places the organism in Eukaryota, Fungi, Ascomycota, Eurotiomycetes, Eurotiales, Aspergillaceae. The transcript has a single exon. The record is from RefSeq and is a predicted model, not a curated record. The coding region runs from base 1 to 639 and encodes 212 amino acids.
AUGUCGAUAUCCAGCAGCCUUGCAUGUCUUUCGCAGCAUUCCUAUCCGGAACUCGAGAGGAGAGAAGAACACGCCAACGAGCAAGAGAAACUUGUUAUAAAGACCCGCAAUGGUGCUGUUAUUGUCGUUCAGUGCACCGAGGAUAUCGCUCAGGAACUAUAUUUAAACCCAGAACAUUACAAGUAUACCUUGGAGCCGGAUGAAACUCUCUUCAAAUUCCUGAUGGGGGCCAGCACCGUUCUACUCAUGAUCUCCGUGCUUCUUCUAAGCAACUGCGGGUGGACAAUGCAGACAGCUAUCGCUGUUACCUACAUCCUGCUGAACUUUUGUUACUGGGCCAUCUCAGUGCUGAUUAAUGGGCAAACAUUCUGGGAUUUACGUACAUUUACAGUGAAUGAUUCCAAACAUAAACAAUCCGCUAAUUAUACGUAUGCACUCUGGUUUGCGAUCCGGGAAACGGGCGAGGUUGGGUGGGUUAAAGAAGCUCGUUUAUUACCUGAUUCGGAAGCGUGGAAUGCCUGGUUAGAGGAGGCAAAGCAAAACAUCACAAACCCAGACUGGGAACCUGAGGAGGCAAGACUCCGAUUGAUGGCAGGAGCAUCAUUGUCAAGUCGCUCCCCUGUGUCAGAAGUUGUCUGA